AUGGACCAGUCCGUUCAGCGCUUGUUGAAUGACAAGCUCUACGAUAAGAGGAAGCAGGGUGCUCUGGAGCUCGAGAAGAUCGUCCGAGAUGCUACAAUAAAAGGAGAACAUGAUCAGAUCCGCGAGAUAGUAGAUCAACUGUGCCACGACUACGCCUAUGCUGUGCAUCAACCACAUGCUCGCAAUGGAGGACUUAUUGGCCUGGCUGCCGCUUCGAUUGCUUUGGGAUCGGAAGGUGUAGCUCCGUACCUGCAAGAAAUCGUUCCUCCGGUGCUUGCUUGUUUCUCAGAUCAAGAUGCACGAGUAAGAUACUAUGCGUGCGAGAGUAUGUAUAAUAUCGCCAAGGUUGCCAAAGGAGAGAUUCUACCAUUCUUCAAUGAUAUCUUCGAUGCUCUCUGCAAGCUCGCAUCAGACUCGGAACUCUCGGUCAAAAAUGGCGCGGAGCUACUCGAUCGAUUAGUGAAAGAUAUCGUCGCCGAAUCGGCUGCGUCAUAUGUAUCCGUGUUACAGCUCGGAGAGAAGUCGUUACAAGACCUGGAUCAGGCACGAGAUAUAGACGAAACAUCAGUCGACCUCCCAACCGCAUUUUCCCUUUCCAUGUUCAUACCACUAUUACAAGAGCGGAUAUAUGUUCUCAAUCCAUUUACUCGGACAUUCCUUGUCUCAUGGUUGACUCUACUCGACACAAUACCAGACUUGGAACUGGUGUGUUACCUGCCGGCUUUCCUCGGAGGAUUGAUCAAGUUUCUCGGGGACCCUAACAAAGAUGUGAAUGUGGCCACUCAGGGUCUUCUGGAGAGAUUCCUCUCCGAAAUCAAGAGGAUUGCGCGCAUUAAGAAAGGUAUUGCGGAAAGCAAGAAAAGUAAAGAGGAUAUUGCAGCUGCCACGGUUGCUAGUGAGAAUACUAGUGUCGUCACCGGCAACAGUGAUGAAUUAGAGGGAAGCGACGAUAUAAUAGCAGAUUCUGUCUCAGCGGAUGCGAACGAUGACGAGCAGAGCAUUGCAGUUGAUGGAGAUUGGGUACCUGGUCAAGACGCUUAUGUCGAUUAUCCGAAAAUUCUGGAGAUUUUGGUCGGCUUUGUAGACACUACAUACGACGAGGAGAUGCAAUUAACGGCACUGCGGUGGAUUGAUGCCUUCUUCGAAAUCAGCCCGGAGGACAUACUUCAAUUCGUCCCAGCACUUUUGAUCCAAGUUCUACCCGCCAUAUCGAGUGGUUCUGACCAAGUACGACAAGCGGCAACAAGGGUCAAUACCUCGCUUAUGGAAUAUAUCGUUUCCCUUUCAGAUGAGGCAAAUGAGAGCUAUCCUUCAAGCGCGUCGAAAGGAACACAGUCGUCAGCUGUAAAGGAAAGCGAUGAAAGAAGGGCCUCCGUACAGAGUGGAAAACCUUCUGUUGAUAAUCAAAGCAUUGAUGCCCCUGCUUCAAGCCCGCCAUCCGAUCUAGACUAUGCUGCAGCAGUCAACUCUUUGACCCUGCAAUUCUUGAAUGAGAACGAGGGCACCAGAGUAGCUGCUCUAUCAUGGCUAAUUAUGCUUCAUCGAAAAGCACCUCGCAAGGUCCUGGCCUUUAACGAUGGCACAUUCCCGGCUUUGUUAAAGACAUUGUCAGACCCAGCCGAGGUAGUUGUUACCAAAGAUCUUCAGCUUCUUUCUCAGAUUUCGAGGAACAGUGAAGAUGGAUACUUUACCUCAUUUAUGAUCAAUCUUCUGCAACUCUUUUCAACGGACAGGAAACUUUUGGAAGUGCGUGGAAACCUGAUUAUUCGUCAACUAUGCAUGAACCUGAGUCCAGAACGUAUUUAUCGGACGUUAGCAGACUGCCUUGAAAAGGAAGAGGAUAUUGAAUUUGCAAGUAUAAUGGUGCAGAAUCUUAACAAUAACCUCAUAACAGCACCAGAACUUUCCGAUCUUAGAAAGAGAUUGCGAAGCUUAGAUAGCAGGGAAGGGCAAACGUUGUUUGUUGCUUUGUUCCGGUCAUGGUGCCACAAUGCCGUUUCCACGUUUUCCCUAUGUCUGCUUGCACAAGCAUACGAACAAGCAUAUAACCUGUUACAGAUAUUUGCGGAAUUAGAGAUGACGGUGAAUAUGUUGAUUCAGAUUGACAAAUUGGUGCAACUUUUGGAAUCUCCAGUUUUCACCUACCUCCGACUGCAGCUACUGGAACCCGACAGAUAUCCACAUCUAUAUAAAUGCUUGUACGGUGUCCUCAUGCUUCUUCCUCAAAGCUCGGCGUUUGCUGCUUUGAAAAAUCGUCUGAACAGUGUGAGCAAUAUCGGCUUACUACAAGGGCCUCGCCCACCUGUCGCUGCUAGCGGAGGUUACGAGCGACCCGCAGGAAGCCGCUUGAAAAACCGGGAAGAUAGCUCCGUGAGGUGGACGGAAUUAUUAGACAAAUUCAAGAAUGUGCAGGAAAAAUCCAAACGCCAUCAACGAGCAUCACAGCGCCAGUUCGAGACAGAUUCAACCGGCGCCAACUUCAAACAGCCUUCACUCAUCGGUGCGCUAUCCGUAGCUGCCGCAACCGAUCAUCAAGGCGGCAGGGAUAAAGUGCUUCCCGACGUACCAAGAAGCGGAUUUGGCAAUGCAGGGCUCGGGAUAUCUGGCCGUUCAGAUGGUGCGGCACGAGAUGGUCGAUCUACUCCGACAAACAAGAGCAGGUCCAGUCUCAGUCAUCUCGGCCGGCUAGGCAUUGGCGUCGACUACUUGAUCAAUCCGCAAGCACACCACUACAAUCGCGAACCUCGAGUAGGCGCCGGCAUCGCUAUCAUUGUUGUCUUUUACGUCCUACUCUUUCCUGCGAUCGUCACAUAUAUUCGUCUCUAUCUUGUUGUCGCAUUCAAUCCAGACUACUUACCGAGAGGAGUGAAUUGGGUACCUACUGAGACGGAACAUGAAAGCUGGUUGUCGAAGAGGCGUAGGAAGACUGAGAAGUCAAAAUCGGAUCACGGAAACGGAAUUAUGACUGGGAGCAAGGAGAAAGUACAACGGACAGCUGCCGAAUCUGCCGAUAUCGCGCGACAGACUGGCGGAGUCGCAUUUCCGCUCGACGAGAAUGGUCAGGAGGAAUUCUGGAUGAAGGAUAUCUAUGUCUGUCAAGAUGAUGGACGGCCGGCCUACUGCUCAACAUGUUGCCAGUUCAAGACUGAUCGAUCGCAUCAUAACCGCGAUGCUGACCGCUGUGUGCGUAAACUCGAUCAUUUCUGCCCAUGGGUUGGUGGAGUUGUUUCGGAGAGCUCGUACAAGUUCUUUUUGCAAUUCGUUGUAUAUACCGCCUUCUUCACGUGCUUUUGUCUGAUUGUACUUGCUAUAUUUGUCGCUGAGCAUCGUGCUGAUACUGGCAGAACGAAUGCUCACUGGGCUGUCGGGUUAGGGUUAGCUGCUUUAUUCCUCCUCUUUUCUGGAGGAAUGAGCGGAACAACGCUGCAACUCGCCUCCAUCAAUACUACGACUAUUGAAAAUCUUAGCAGGCGGUCCAAGGUAUGGAUGUUUGCCAUAUAUAUCAGCCCACAACAAUACCAACGUAUGACGAGUCGGCAAAAUGGUCAGUGGGCUCUGACUUUUCCCACCGUGACAUUUCCGCCUCAACCUCCAUCCGCGUCCUCUACUACACCUACGGCUAGGGCAGAAGCUCAGCCUACAGCAACCAAUGGCGUAACGAGCAACACGACCUAUAAUACAAAUUAUACUGAUCAACCCGCAAAGGACAUACGAAUGUUCGCAAUCCUUCGCACUCAACCCGGCGAGAAUCCUUUCGACUUGGGCGACCCCAUCCAAAAUCUAAGACAGGUCAUGGGCCAUACACUUUGGGAUUGGCUGCUACCGUUGAGAGUAGCGCCAUGUGUAGACCAUAGUAGCACUGUCAGUGCAUAUCCGAUGGGUCCUGUGGUGGAACGUCUGAAACGAGAAGCUGGUAUAAUAUUUGAAGAUGAUGAAGCAGAGGAUGUACAUAACGCCCACCAACAGCCCAAUGUGACACAUCAGAAAAGCGUGGAUGGGAAUGAAACACAAAACAGAUAG
Messenger RNA from Talaromyces amestolkiae, 4020 nucleotides. RefSeq lists its product as uncharacterized. Gene Ontology annotation, cellular component: PAS complex; endosome membrane; fungal-type vacuole membrane. The coding region runs from base 1 to 4020 and encodes 1339 amino acids. The record is from RefSeq and is a predicted model, not a curated record. The transcript has 13 exons. Lineage: Eukaryota; Fungi; Ascomycota; Eurotiomycetes; Eurotiales; Trichocomaceae. Gene Ontology annotation, molecular function: palmitoyltransferase activity. Gene Ontology annotation, biological process: positive regulation of kinase activity; phosphatidylinositol biosynthetic process.